AUGUCCUUUCGCAAGCGUAACAUCGGCUUGUCAGCAGGUAUCGACCGUACAGCUGUUCCCAAUGCCCCACCACAGCCAGCUCCAGAGUCCAAUCCAGGAAUUCGCCCCUCCCCCGAUGAUGGACGCCCAACUACUUCUACUGGAACGCCUUCGCUAGACAAUCUAAUGGCUGGCCAUGCAGGCCUUCCCAUGGGCAAAUCCUUAUUAAUUGAGGAGAAUGGAACGACGGAUUUUGCAGGUGCAUUGCUGCGAUACUAUGCGGCGGAGGGAGUCGUCCAGGAACAAAAGGUUCAUGUUGUUGGAGUACCCGAGCAAUGGGGUCGCAGUCUUCCUGGGUUGAUCGGCACAGCGGACUCGCUGAACGACAAGACGUCAGACAAGCGCAAGGAUGAGAAGAUGAAGAUCGCAUGGCGAUACGAGCGACUAGGCGAGUUCGGCGCGGGCAUUGCGGGAUCGCGAGAUGCUCCUGCCCCUGCAGCGGCUGGAGAUCAAGGUGGGAAGCCGCAGUCCGCCUUCUGUCACGCCUUCGAUCUCACUAAACGUCUUGCCCAUCCGUCUAUUACUAAUAUGAAAUUUACUCCGGUGAUGGCCUCAAGGGAAUCGCCAUUUACUGCCAUCUUGAAACGACUGCGAACCGCCAUCGCCUCGGACAGUCCGAGUACCAUUCACCGAAUCGUCAUUCCCUCAUUGCUCAAUCCCACCAUGUACCCACCAAACGCCUGCCAGCCCGAAUAUGUGCUGCAAUUCCUCCAUGGUUUGAAAGCUUUGUUGAGCGCAUUCGCAACCCGAGUUACCGCUAUGAUAACCCUCCCGUUAUCACUGUUCCCUCGCUCAACCGGCCUGGUCCGCUGGAUGGAGCUACUCAGCGACGGUGUCAUUGAACUCUGUCCUUUCCCGCACUCCUCUGAUGCCCUGGCAGCCUCUGGAGGUGCGACAUCAUCAGAAGAGCCGCCGCAAGGUAUGCUCAAGACUCAUCGUCUUCCAGUAUUGCACGAACGUGGCGGCGGCAGUGAUCAGAACGUGGGAUUGGACUGGGCGUUUAUCUUGAGUCGUCGGCGUUUCGAGAUCAAGCCUUUCAGCUUGCCACCGGAUGAGGGUGACAAAGAGGCACAGGAGGCAUCCACUUCCGGGACAAUGCCUAAGAAAUCCGAUCUGGAGUUCUAA
Messenger RNA from Penicillium maclennaniae, 1164 nucleotides. RefSeq names its product elongator complex protein 4. Gene Ontology annotation, biological process: tRNA wobble uridine modification. The record is from RefSeq and is a predicted model, not a curated record. Gene Ontology annotation, cellular component: elongator holoenzyme complex; cytoplasm; transcription elongation factor complex. NCBI's taxonomy places the organism in Eukaryota, Fungi, Ascomycota, Eurotiomycetes, Eurotiales, Aspergillaceae. The transcript has 2 exons. Bases 1 to 1164 code for a protein of 387 amino acids.